AAACUUAAAAUGCCAUUGUCGCGACUCUCUGCCUCCAACGCCCUCAAGAAACUCGGAAGCGAAAAAACAAUGGCAAGAGCAGUCCUCCUUCACUUGCUUCGAUCUCAAUCCAAACGCCUCUCGUCUACAACCGUCCUGUCAGGCUAUCAUGGUUGUAGGUUUGGCAUAUCAUCAGAUGCUCAGAGUGCCAAACCCAACUUUAACAGUUGCAUUCAGAUUGCAGCUUUUCAGAAAAGAUGGGCAUCUCAAGCUAGGACAACGGAAGACGAUAAUAGGAUCAGCAUUGGACCUCGCAGUGGGAAAGAAAAGGGAGAGGAUGAAAAAGAGACUGGGGUGGUUUAUUAUGGUCCGAUCUCAUCCACCAUCAAGAAAGUAAAACUGCUGUCUCUAUCGACCUGCUGUCUCUCUGUAUCCUUGGGUCCUGUGAUAACCUUUAUGACAUCUCCAGAUAUGAAUGUUAUCUUAAAGGGUGCAGUUGCGUCUUCGGUUAUAUUCUUAAGUGCCACAACGACUGCUGCACUGCAUUGGUUCGUUAGCCCUUAUGUUCACAAGCUUAGGUGGCAGCCUGGCUCAGACAGCUUUGAGGUGGAGAUGCUGUCCUGGUUGGCAACAUACAUUCCAAAGACUAUCAAGUUUGCUGAUAUCCGACCUCCACAGACCAACAGGCCUUUUGUGACAUUUAAGGCCAAUGGGAGUUUCUACUUCGUUGAUGCUGAGCAUUGUCAUAACAAGGCAUUGUUGGCUAGACUGACUCCCCAGAAUCCUCAGCAUGAAUCUGCUUUCAAAAACUUGUGAUAGGAGGGUUUUAUGGCUGCAAGGUUAUGGAAUGCAGAACAAGUUCAGUUUAGUAGAUUGUGAUAAGCUCCUGUUUGGUUUGAAGCAAUGGCAUUUUUGCUUGCCUCUUUAAUUAGUGAAACGCCAGUAUUUUGAGUUUAAAAAUGGGAAAAGAUUCUAUAUUUGAUUUCUUUUAUAGGUUGGCAUGAAUAGGUUGAUAAAUGAAUUUUGGCUAUAAUAAUUUCUCUUAUGAAUCUAUUUUUGGAUGAUAAGGAUUGUGUAAUUUUAUUA
Jatropha curcas is the source of this 1065-nucleotide messenger RNA. RefSeq lists its product as uncharacterized. The record is from RefSeq and is a predicted model, not a curated record. NCBI's taxonomy places the organism in Eukaryota, Viridiplantae, Streptophyta, Magnoliopsida, Malpighiales, Euphorbiaceae. Gene Ontology annotation, cellular component: mitochondrial membrane. Gene Ontology annotation, biological process: mitochondrial proton-transporting ATP synthase complex assembly.